CAAAUCCUGACCAAACUCAACCAUUGGACCGACUUCGAUUCGAUAGGUGUGAUGGUUUUCGGUUUCUAAGCAAGUGCAAAGAUAACCUCCCAUCAACUCACACCUACCUAGCUAGUAGCUUAGCUUAAUUCUCCAAUUCUAGGGUUUGUGUGAACAUAUUGUUAAAAAAGAUAUGGAGAAGGUGACGAUGUUGGCGUCGGAAAAAGAUGUGGUGAUAUUCAGCAAGAGUUCAUGCUGCCUGUGUCACUCGGUGAAAGUUCUGUUUCAACAACUGAUGGUGAGGCCCAAGGUUUAUGAAAUAGACCUUGACCCUGAAGGCAGAGAAAUGGAGAAAGCUCUGGUGAGUCUGGGUUGUUCAACCCCUGUGCCUGCCGUUUUCAUCGGAGGCAUUUUCGUGGGCUCCACCAACCAGGUCAUGUCCCUCCACCUCAGCGGAGCCCUCGCCCAACUCAUCCAACCUUAUAAACAAGCUUAACCCCCUUCACCAGUUCGCGCUGCACAAUAACACACAAAUAUUCCCAUCUACACGCGUGUGUGUGUGUUCCUCCUACCAAUAAGCUCUCUGAAAAGUCUGUGUAGUAUUCUGCGUUUUUAUGUUUGAUUAUAUAUAUAUAUAUAUAUAUAUAUCACUUUCUCUGUAGCAAUUUAGCUAUAGUUUAAUCUCUUGGUAUAUUAUAUUCUAUAUGGAGUUUCAUUUAUAAAUCCUGAAAGUUGCACCAUUAUAUGUUUAUGUAAUCUCAAGAAGCUCCGCCUCUUCUUCGUUUA
Molecule: messenger RNA, 765 nt
Organism: Neltuma alba
Lineage: Eukaryota; Viridiplantae; Streptophyta; Magnoliopsida; Fabales; Fabaceae
Product: glutaredoxin-C13-like
Exons: 1
Coding region: 173-475 (100 amino acids)
Source: RefSeq, a predicted model, not a curated record